AGGAGGAAAGUACCAGGUGAUGAGAAGAUUUUCUCAGAUCUUUGGAAAUACUGUACUAGAAAUAAACACUUCUCUUGCUUCAAAACAAAGAUAUACUAAAAACUAACAUUCAUAUACUGAGCUCUUAAAUAUUGUUUGUAAAUAGGACUGGUUUAUGUUUCCUCUUAUUAGAAGCAUCCAAUGAUUCAGUACAAUCAUAUUUAUUUGCAACACAUAGCACAAAGCCUAGCACACGGCAUUAGAGGUUAAACAAAAAGCAUUAAUAUUCCAGAAAAUGAUUACUUUGUCUUGAGAGCAGUAUUAACUGGAAGAAUCCUACUAUGAAUGAACGUUGUGUGAGAUAACUAUUAAUAGCAUAUUAUGUAGAAAAACAAACACUAAUGUAUUCAGCACAUUCUUCAAAUUUAACAGUCUCAUGCUCCCCUGAAUUUGAAUUAAAACAGUGAAAGGCAUGCAUUCAUUCACUUAAAACAUUUGUAUAUAUUUUGGUAAGGUGAUGUAGGAGAUAAAUAACUGCAAAGCCACAGAUGCUCCUUUAAGUUCUGUUUUAGGUGGCAUUGAACACAUAUGUGAACAUUGUUAAAUCACAUUUGGGGCAAAUAGUUUCUUAAAAGCAGCCUACUCAGAAAAGCUGUUUAACUUUGCUGUCAGCCUUUUAGUCACAUGACUAAAGAAAGAAAUGACACCAAAAGCCGUCACUGUCUACAGUUUUACAAAACAGUUGAUGGUAUAGUAAUACCAAACAAUGAAUUGGAUGGCUCAGAUGUAGAACAUGAAUGACUAAAGAAGCCCUGAAUGCAUCCAAUACCUUCAGUCCUGAAUUGGGGUUUCGGGAAACAAGAAAAAUAAUCAUUUAUUUUAUGCUCAGUCUUAACUAUCCCCAAGGAGGGUGAGAGCAGAUGUCCAGUCCAACUGGUUAUGUGGCUUUUGAAAGGAAAUUAAAAUACUCUCUAUACCAAACCCCCCUGCAGAUUACUGCUGUACCCCAGACCUGAAAAAGUAAUUCAUUCUGAGAUGAAAUCUAAACCCAUCCCAAAUCUAUUUGUGUUUGGCUUAUACAACUGUCCCGGCCAACAUAAUGAGUUUCAUAGGUUUACUAGCUGCUAAGAAAAAGAAGUACUUUUUAAAUCAUGGAUACCAAGUACUUUUACAAAUGCCUAUUCCCACCUAGUCCCCUGCCCCCCAAAACAAGUGUAGCUGAAGUAGGGUAGUAGAUAGUAUUUUUCAUAAUGUUGAAGUGUUUGUUUUCAUUUACAUUAGCCAGCAGAAAACAUGCAGUGAGGACGAUGUACCUAAUAAUUUUCUGUCUGAAGUGUAAGUAGGGUCCAACCUAAUUCCCUUUCAUAACACUCCUCCCCCAACACCAUUUUGUGCCAAAUACACUAUUAGGCACAGAAUACACAACUAAGAACCCUUCUGUUACAGAGGGAAAAAGGGAAAAAGCCACAGUGCUCUGCAGUAAAAAAAGAAUGAUUUAUUACACAGUGAUGGGGUGGCUGCAAUAAGAGAAAAUGCCUGAGGUGACACUGAAACUGAGAUUUCAAUGACAAGAGAUUUAGCCAAAUAACUACCAGUGAGAAACAGCAUUCCAUUCCAGGCAACGGGGAAAGUUGUGAUAAAGACUCUAAAACUGGACUCAGCUGCUAGUUCCCAAGUAAGCACUUGGGGAUUGAAACCCUGCAAUCUUGGCAUGAUUUUUAGCGCCCUUUUUCACUAUCACUAGUGUCCUGACCUACCUAUGGGGGGGCAGUCUGUCAAGCACUUGUGGUAAUUCCCAACUCCAUUCAAAUGUAACAAUUAAAAUAUAGUAAGCAUCCAUUCUAGUUUGAAAAUACAAUCAGAAGAAGACAGGCGCGCAGCCUUCAGACAUAUGAAAAAAUGCUCAUCAUCUUUAAUCAUCGGAGAAAUGCAAAUCAAAACUACUUUGAGAUACCAUCUAACUCCAGUGAGACUAGCCUAUAUCACAAAAUCCCAAGACCAGAGAUGUUGGUGCGGAUGUGGAGAAAAGGGAACACUUUUGCACUGCUGGUGGGAAUGCAAAUUAAUACAUUCCUUUUGGAAAGAGAUAUGGAGAACACUUAGAGAUCUAAAAAUAGAUCUGCCAUUCAAUCCUGUAAUCCCUCUACUGGGGGUAUACCCAGAAGACCAAAAAUCACAUCAUAACAAAGAUAUUUGUACCAGAAUGUUUAUUGCAGCCCAAUUCCUAAUUGCUAAGUCAUGGACGAAGCCCAAGUGCCCAUCGAUCCACGAAUGGAUUAAUAAAUUGUGGUAUAUGUACACCAUGGAAUAUUAUGCAGCCUUAAAGAAAGAUGGAGACUUUACCUCUUUCAUGUUUACAUGGAUGGAGCUGGAACAUAUUCUUCUUAGUGAAGUAUCUCAAGAAUGGAAGAAAAAGUACCCAAUGUACUCAGCCCUACUAUGAAACUAAUUUAGGGUUUUCACAUGAAAGCUAUAACCCAGUUACAACCUAAGAAUAGGGGGAAGAGGGAGAGGGAGGGGAGGGAAGAGGGAGGUGGGUAGAGGGAAAGGGAUUGGUGGGAUUACACCAGCGGUGCAUCUUACAAGGGUAUAUGUGAAACUUGGUAAACGGUCUGUGAAGCUAGUGAAUGAUGCCCCAUGAAUAUAUCAAUGUACACAGCUAUGAUUUAAUAAAAAAAAAAAAAAGAAAGAAAAUACCAUCAAUAAGUACCUAGCACUGAGUCAUAGAUAAAAUACAUGCACAUUAGGAAAUGGAACUUAACCACAUUUAGCAACAUGUUAAAAAAAAAAUUCAUUUAAAAUUCCAACGUGAGAUGCCCUCCCCUCCUUGCUACAUUAUGCAGACAUGGAGAACACCAAAUCAUUUGUGGUGGCUUUAAUGAUUCAGACCAGAAACCUACCGAAGAAUUAGGUGUACAGGCAGGAUCUAGUUGGGGAGCGCAGUGGCUAGGAUUUUCAAAGUAAAUCUAUGGGAGUACUUUAGUUUGAAGACUUCACCUCAUUUUCCUUGAAGACACAAUUACCACUUUCUUUUUGUGUGUGUGUGGUGGGGGGGAGUGCUGGGGAGAGCUUUCUUUUUCCAUUUUUCUUUCUUUCCUGGCCCACUCAAUGAUAAAGCACCCCUGAAUAACAGUAAAAUAGUUGAUGAUUUCAAAUUUCAGAGCUAAAUCUGGCCAAGAAUGACCAUAAGCCACUGGCAUGAGGUGAGAAUUGGGAGAUGAGAAAAAGAAUUCCCAACAGCAGUAGCGACUACAGCCUUUAAAGGACAGGAAGUGAGGGGGGCUCCCACAUCAAAACCGGUAGGAAUUUCCCUUCCCUCCUGAGGUGGCAAAUGAGUAAGCCAGGUCCCUGCCAUUUCUAGUUAAAGGAAGCUAUGAGAGGCCCUCUCGCCACAAAACAUUUUGGCUAGCCUGAUUAGUACAAACUUAAAUCAUCUUGGAAACUGGCUGCUUCUAGCACAGUUCAUAUUUUCUCUGUUUCCUUUUUAAUUAUGAGAAGUGUGACACAGGUAACCUGACCUGUUCCUUCCUGGAGGAAGCCAAUCUAUUUAGGAUUUUAAAAAUCAGUAAAUACUUAAAAUAGCAACUGAAUGUCAUGAUGUCCUACCAAAAUGUAUUUUCCCCAAAACAAAUACCCCAAGACAAGGCCAGUGCUAACCAAACGCCAAAAUAAAUAAGAUUAAUAAAACAGGCCCACCCUAAUCACUUUCUCGGGCAGGCCGACCAGUAGACAGCCCCAAGGUCAAAUCUGAGCAAACAGCGCUGACCAGGGAUGAAAUGUACCCUUCGUUCGAGAUUGUACCAGGCACCGAUGGUAACCUCAGAUUCAAAAAUGAGUGGGAUGAUAUUAAGCCAGAAAUAUAUUGUAACUUUUAUUUAAUACUACUUAAAUGAAGAAAGAUUUUUAAAAAACUAAAGUUCCAACUGAUAAUUAUCCUAUUCAGACAUUAGUGAAUAUGUCGCUCAAUCCAAGUCGACCUUCCUCUUCAGAGUUGGUGGAGCUUCAUGUUUUUUAUGUCCCUGAAGGAUCCUGGAACUAUAAAUUAAAUACCAUUUCUAUAGAAGUUGUUAACAAAUUCAUUUCAGCUGGAUUUAUAAGGGUAUCUCCUCACCUUACUUUACAAGCCUUGAGGGAACGUCUGGGUGAGUUCCUUGGUGAAGAUGCUGUUGCAGAAAAAUUUUUAUUUCUGAAAUGCAUCGGAAAUAAUUUAGCUGUGGUGAAAGAAAAGCAAGAAUCAGAACUGAAACUCAAGUCGUUUGCUCCCCCAUAUGCUCUUCAACCAGAAUUAUAUUUACUUCCUGUAAUGGACCAUUUAGGAAAUGUGUAUUCAGCAUCAUCGACAAUUACUUUAGAUGAGCAGCAGAUUAGUUACGGUGUCACCGAGGCUGAUGAAACAGUCCACAGACCAGUUAGCAUAUCUUUCUCAAGAGAGGAACCCGGAAGAUACUCUAGUUUGUUAGAAAACACUUUGAAAGAGCUUCUUAACAAGAAUCAGGAAGAAGCUGAGGAAAAAGCCACUCCAAAAGAAAGCAAGGUUGCAAAAAAUCAAAUUGGAAAUUCUGAGUUAUCGGGAUCAUUGGAAGAUUCAGAUAAUGAUUACUUUAACUACAGAAGAAGUGAGUUUCUUUGCAAAACUGAAGAUGAUGCAGCUGUCAGCAGAAGACAGGACUAUCAGACAGGUGAAAAAGAGUACAUCACCCUACCAGAUCUCAUUGAUUUUCCUUCACUUCCUUGUCAGCCUGUUUCUUCAGGAAAAGCUGAUAUCUCUUUAUUGCAGAUGGAAAGAGAGAAGAUCAUCCAACAAAUGAAACAGGUAAAGGAAGAAAGAAGGUAUCUGGAAAGAAUUAGAGAAGAACUAAUUAAAAAAGUCAAAAAACUAUUUGAACAAAACAAAUCAAAGCAAUGUCAAGCCUAUGAUGGUUGGAAGAAAAAAUACUUUCAAACAAAGAAAGUCACAGCAUCAUUGGAGGAGGUUUUAACAAAACUUCGAGAAGAUCUAGAACUCUACUAUAAAAAAUUGCUCAUGCAACUUGAAGCCCGGGAGAUAAAGAUGAGACCCAAGAAUCUGGCAAACAUCACAGACUCUAAGAAUUAUUUAAUAAUCCAGAUCACUGAGGUACAGCAUGCAAUUGACCAACUUAAGAGAAAACUGGAUACUGACAAAAUGAAACUCAUAAUAGAAGUUAAGAUGAGAAAACAAGCAGUUUCAGACUUACGAACACUGAAAGCUGAACUGGCGCGGAAGAAAAUUAACACAUCUCUACCAUCUCAGUUAGUACCUGGAAGUGUGCCUAGCUAAGAGCUCAACAGAUGAUUUUGUUUAUGAUGAAUCAGCCAAAUCAAAAGGUAAUGGCAAUGGAGGAGGAAAGCACCUUCUUUUUUAGGUCUCACAGAAUAGCUCCAGGGUUUGCCUCUAUAUGCAAUUGGUUACCAUAUCCUUCAGCAAACUACAUCCAAGAAACAUUGUUCCCCUGCCUGCUGCUAACAGUGCCAUAAAACAAGGUUCUAUUCAACAAUUAAACACUCUAUGUACUGUCUCAAAUCCUAUCUUUAAGAGAGACAUACAAUAUAUAGUGUUUUCUAAAUACAUUUGCCCAUAGCACAUGUGUGAAUAUUUUGUGCACAUGGGUGGUGUACAUAAUAUCAGCAGUUCCCAGGACAGGGUAUUCCUAAAUACUCUUUAGGAAAGACAGAAUUACAAUACAGCCUAGUUUCACUAAUAGAUACAUAAUUUUGAUUCUAAAGUUAGAAAGUUCUACACUAAACUUUUCUAUAUGAUUGAUAUGCAGGCAUAUAUAUGUAUGUCAAUUAUAAUUUGUUACAUAUAGUGCAUUUGCAGUCAUUUUUUUAUAAAUGGGUAUCAGAUCAUUAGUCAGACAUAUAAACCCUUGCUAGAAUUAACCUACAUCAUAUAAUGAUACAGGAUUUUAGGAUUUCUUUUAGAGUAACAUAACCCAAAGUAAAUUCAAAGAUUAUUUGUACUUAGAUUUUUGAGGUGUGAAAAAGAUAUUAUCCAAAGGGUAAAUUAUAAAAAAUAUAAAAAAUUUCUUUACCACUUUGGUAUAGCAGUUCCUAUUUUACACAUUCCCUAACAGGAUUGCUAAUUAUUUACUAUACUUCUUCAGAUUUCUUUUAUAUAAUGUUUUUGUCUCUAAUUUUUAAUAUUAAUUAUAAUUUAAUUAUGAAAUAAAUUUGAAAUAAGUUUUUCCAUUGUAAAAUUGAUGAUCAUCUGUUCUCAGCCUCAUUCAUUCCUAUGUAAAAGUCUCAUCAAAAUCUUCAGGCUACUUUGAAAUGGAGGCUGUCAGAGGUGGUAACCUAUUUUGGCCACAAGCUCUUUCAAAAGAAAUAGUUAUCAUAAUUGUCAAUUACUAAGGAAACCCUGUUUGUGAUAUGCAUGUUUUUAUGGCAUCAUUAAAAUGACAGAUUGGCCCACACAGAGCAGCUGUACUACGUGUAUUAGCAAAACUCAAACUGCUCCCCAGGGAACUUAAAUUAUACUGAUUAUACCGAUUCAAAGACAAGUUUGUUCAUGUAAACAGCAGUCUGUAUGUUAUGCCCUAUGAGUAAGAAAACUGAUGGAAAUACUUAGUAUCUAAUUAUUAAAACAUACAAUUAUGAAAUUAAUAGAAUGAGUGUUCAUAACUUAUGAG
Messenger RNA from Nycticebus coucang (slow loris), 6629 nucleotides. It is a transcript of the gene SPATA1, whose product is annotated as spermatogenesis associated 1. Lineage: Eukaryota; Metazoa; Chordata; Mammalia; Primates; Lorisidae. The transcript has 14 exons. The record is from RefSeq and is a predicted model, not a curated record. Bases 3935 to 5278 code for a protein of 447 amino acids.